AUGAUGACAAUUCAGCUUGAUGUGUGAGAGAGAGAGACGCAGAGAACGCGCGCUGUGUGUAAACUCGCGCCACACAUUUGCUUACGGUUUAAAACUUGUGGGUCUGCACCCAACACAUCUCUUGCCCGUAUUUCAGAUCAAUCGUGUCGUCUGCUGCAUUGAACCCGAACGCACCGACGCCUAUCACCGUUUCGUCGAGGAGGAAAAUCCGGAGAGCCGCGCUACGAACGAGGUAAAUGAGUCGGUGAUCAGACGUGGCGCCGAGGUAGAAACCGUUUUCGGCUGGCUGUUUUCAUUGUUUGUUUCAGAUCGACUACACCCAGGACUGGCGCCACAUCUACCUCGCCAUGAAUAACAUGUUCUCCGCCUUCAUGUUCUCCGUCUUCCUCUUCAUGACCUUCUUCGAGUUCUUCUAAAUAAUCACAAACUUCCUCUGUAUUCCUUCCCAUUCUUCGUCCCCUGUUCUCUUCCCGUUGUGAUACGAAUCUGUCCGUUUUCGUCCCGAAUAAAGAAUGUCUCCCAAAUGACAUCCGUACUCUUUAUCUUCCGACCUUAUCCAGUCCUCCGCCGUCUCUCCGAUCCGCGCACUCUUCCGAAAUGCCGCCGAAAAACUUGAAAACUUGCGGAUGAUCUCCAUAAAAGGGAGAGAGGCGCCGUCCCCGAUUAGACGAGUCACUGCUUCUCGGAACAAGGUGAGUCAAUCGAAUUCCAUUCUUUCCUCAAAUCAUUCCCUUCUCUUCAGAGAUGUCUGUGAAAGUCGCGUGUUAUGUGACCGCUUCGGUCACCGUCGCCACCUUGAUGGUCUGCUUCAUGACCAUGUCGACCAUCUACUCCGAGGUCGACGGAUUCAGAGAGCAACUCGAUUCUGAAAUGAACGUCUUCAGAGUAAGAUAGACUUUCGAAUGAUCUUAAAAUAUAAGACUGAUUCUUUGCAGCAAUCCACCAACGGUCUCUGGAAGGACAUCGUCGUCAUCGGAAGAAACAGCAAGCGUGUCCGUCGUCAGUAUGAGGAAUCGAAUGCCACUCCGACUCCACACGCCGACGGAUCUCCGUCCGUUCCACCAGGCCAGCCACCAGCAGUCCCGCCAGUCUUCAAGCAGCCAAAGACUCCAAACGGAGCCGACGGAAACGGACCAACCUGCAACUGCCAGGCCGACAACAAGUGUCCAGCUGGACCAUCCGGACCAAAGGGAGUUCCAGGAACCCCAGGACUUGACGGAAUUCCAGGACUCGACGGAGUUCCAGGAGUUGGAGCCGAUGAUAUUGCUCCACAACGCGAGUCUGUCGGAUGCUUCACUUGCCCACAGGGACCAGUCGGACCACCAGGAGCUCUCGGAAGACCAGGACCACGUGGACUGGCAGGGCCAAAAGGACAGAAUGGAAACCCAGGAAGAGACGGACAGCCAGGACACCCGGGAGAGCAGGGAUCCUCCGGACCAAUCGGAAAGAUCGGAGAGCCAGGACCACCAGGAGAGAAGGGACGCGACGCCGAGCACCCGAUCGGAAGACCAGGACCAAAGGGAUCCAAGGGAGACCAGGGACCACCAGGAUCACCAGGACAGAAUGGACUCCACGGACCACCAGGAGAGCCAGGACCGGUCGGACCAGAAGGACCAACUGGAAAGCAAGGGCGUCAAGGACCAGACGGAACCCAAGGAGAGACCGGAGCAGACGGGCGACCAGGAAAGGACGCCGAGUACUGCCACUGCCCGGACCGUGCUCCAACGGACGCCGUCACCGGAAACCGUGGGUACAGAAGCUUCUAAUCCAUUAUUGUUGCUCCUUAAUAAACGUUUGGAAUCGACAAAAAGGUCUUUUCAAAUAUCCAUUUCUUUUGCUUGUUGAUCUUCUUCGGAUGCCCUUUCAAAAUGAGCUCUCGUCGUCUGCGCUCUCUUUUGCAGUAUAAAUGUGAAAUCUACAAAAAGGUGUCAAAAUUUGAGUUGGAAGGACAAAUAAUCGGCUCGCAGUGGGAAUCGGAUAUUCGGGCGGCGCCUUCCUCAACAAAAUAAAUAUGACGGCAAUGGGGGAAAGGGCGCGAAAAAGAGAAGAAGAAGAAGAGCGAGAGAAUGGCGGAGAAGGCGUGCCACUACUCGCACUCUUCCUCUCCUAAUAGAAUUCAAAGAAGAUGUGCGAAACUUGUCAUUCAUUCAUUCCGUGCUCUCUUCUCUCUUCGUCAAAUCAUUCAAGCAGUCCGUCGUCGUGCUCCUCCUCUCCGCCUCUCUUGUCUGUCUUGAUUCAAGAGGCGUGAGAAGCGCCAGAGUUGGACGGACCGCCCGCCCACGUACGAAGGAAACGAACAAGUUUACUUUUCGGUUACCCUACGGCGCCUCCGGGGAUAUUCGAGCCGUUGCAGCGACCAAAACGAGGUGUCCAAUUGAAUAUUCAUCAUUCUCUCGCGAUUCGGAAUUAAUAUUCCAGCUCCUGCUCUCUGUUUUUCUCCCUCUUGUUUCUUUCUUCCCUCCAUUCUUCCUUCUCAAGACGUUCAUCUUUUUCUGUUUGGCUGAAUGAACCUGCUGGAACCGACAGACUAUAGUCAACAGAAGAAAGAGAGAGAGAGGGAGAGCUUAUUCCGCUAUUGUCCAUUUGAUAAUCCUUGUAUCAUCAAGAGUUCUACGUUUGCUCACAUAUCAAUUUUCAGAUCAAGAACGUCUAGGCUCGAAAGAUCUCGAUUUGUGCUAAUAAGAAACUGCUCUCAAGAGCACGUCUCCACCUCUUUUUCUUUUUCUUCUUCCUUUUCGCCGCCUUCCAUCCCACUCCUUCUCGCGCUUAUUUUGCAUCGUAAUAGAAUUGCGAUUCAAGUGUUGACGAUUCGCAUCUUUCGCGCAUUUUCCGUUUUGUGUUCGGGUGCUGGCUCCGCGGCCAACUUGCAUCUUUUCUAUUCAAUUCGCCCUUUCAACCUUUCCACGCAGCUUCUUCUUCUUCUUCUUCUUCUUCUUCUUCUUUCCUCUCCACAACUUCUUCCUUUACUCUUGAUUUUCCAAGUCACUAGACAACCGAGACAAUUCAGGAGAGAAGGAGGGAAAGCGGCGAGACGACUUUCAUUAUGAGUCUAAUUACGGCUCCUCCAGACUGAUUCCUGCGGCGCCACACCUCCCUGUUUUCCUUUCUUCUCCUUCUUUUCCUUCCUUUCCUUCUUUUUUUGUGACGAGAUAUCACACAUUCUAAUCAUCCGCAGUUGCUCGGAACUAAUCCCCAGGAAUAAUAAAUGCGCAUACAUUUUCUCUGACAAAUCUUUCGUCAGUUUGUGUUGUAGUUGGCGGUAGUUUGCUCCGAAUCGCGAACAAUUAGUCACUUUCGAAGUACGCAAGACAGUUGGACUCUCAAAGGUCUGCUCCUGAAAUCCAAGAACAUCACCGUGAAAGCUCAAUGAUUCGUGUCCUAUUUAUCAGUCUUCUCAAAUGACUUCCGAGCCGUCCGUCCGGAAGCGUUCCUUUCCGUCCGCCCUUCCCAUGCCCUUUGCCGUCCUCCCAUUUCCAUGUCACUUUUCAUGCACAUCUUCUUUUUCUUCUUCUCCUCCUUCUCCUCCUCCUCCUUGAAAUUCAAUCCGAACGACAUAGUUUUGGUCAUUUGAACCGAGCUCUCAAUUCACUCUUUUUGCUUAUUGUUUCAUUUUCCCUCUUGCUCAUCGACUUCUCAAUUGGCCCCUAGGACAUGCAUACAUACACACACAUUUGUUGAAAUUUAUGGGCAACCGAGCAUUGACCGAUUGUUUAUUGUGCUUUGGCAAGAGGGUGUCAAUCGGGAGAAAAGGGAGAAACGAGCGGAGAAGAAAUAUUGUCGUUUUCGAAAUGGAAUUGGAGUGAAAUAGUUUUGGAGAUUGAUUCAUGUUGACAACAUUUAAAUUGGAUUCGUCUUUCAGCACAUUCUUCCAGCAAACCGUACUGAGCAACUUCCUUGUGCUUGUCUCCCUUCCUUCAGAAAAAUAUCAGCUCGCCGAGCAAAUCCCGUCCGCCGCAGAAGCGGAAAUCCAAAGUGCCAUAUUCAAUUAGCCGUAUCUUCUUCCUCUUUCCCUUCCCAUCUCGUCAUCUCUCUACCCCCAAGAGAAUCUCGCCCGAAGAAACCGUUUUCAGGAGUCGACCCCAUAAAAUCUGGCGAUUCGGUAGAUGGCCCCAUGGGAUACGUGCACGCCGUGCUCUUCUGGUAAGUGUCUGGGGCGGCUCCUUCCGGAGAUAGCGGGCCCAAUUCGUCUUCGGCCUUGUCUUCUCGGUUCUCCUUUGCCCCGCCCGCUUUUCCUUCUCCUCCUCCUUCUUCUUCUCCUUCUUCUACUACUGCUGCUUCUGCUUCUGCCCGUUUUUGUUUUCGACUCUCUCUUCCGCCCAUAUCGUCCUCCUCGCGCAUCCCACCCUCGAUAUAUCGCCGCUCUGUCGGUUUGGCUGCUCCGCGAGCCGACGACGCCAAACCGAAUUCGACUCUCUAUUCUCCUUCUCCGGCGCGAGGAGACGACGCGAAGCAGAAGAGUCGGAGAAACGACGAAUCGACGACGACGACGGCGCGUUUAUUUUCUGCUCGAAUGCGCCAUCCCAAAGCCAACGCGGCUUGCUCAAAGAGCCCUAACACCUGACCUCUCAGAGGAAUGCUAUUAUUCCUUGCUAUUCUCUUCAGGCUCUCACUGUCCCAAUUGCCAGUCGAAACGAUCGAAGAGGCGCCUCCAUCGAUCGCAGAGUUCUCAGCCAACAUCAUCCGCGAUUUCGAGUCGCAAUCCCGGUUCUCUCUAGUUCAGGAAGUGAGUUCUGUUUGGCCUAUCGCCAAUCCCCCAGAGAAACUCCACGUAAUUAGCGGACUAACAAGCCAUUUCGUUCUUUUUUCAGGAGUACGAGAAGCUCAAACCUGAUAUAAAAUCGAAGAAAGGGGAUGCGGCGGCAAAAUUGCGAGACGCCACGGAGCACCUCGAUCGGCUCAUCACCACGAGAGUGGAAGCUCUCAAGGUAACCCAGACUCGUUCCUUCCGUUUCAAACUCUGACGAGCUCUUUCGAAAAUGCAUGAAAUAGCAUGGUCCAUAGCGAUUUGUCAACGAAUUCCCUACGAAUUGUACUAUAAUUAUAAGGGAAAAAGACAGUUGUUUGCACUGAAAACAUGUUAUUCCACAUCACAUAUAUUUCGGAUAUGACCGACCCGGUUCCCCUUUCUCUUUUCUUUUCUCUCUCGGCGCACUCUCUCCUCCAAUAAUUACGUGCCAUAUCCGCCCAUUGAUGAGCUCUCCAAUUGCUUUCAUGCUCCAGAAAUUGGCGGCCAGUGCCGAGGCUUCCGCAGCGGUUUUCGACGAGUACGACGAUCAGGCGUACGCGGUGCCACAGGCGGAUAAACGGUGCGAAGCGUACAUGAAAAGGAUGAACGAGUCGAAUGUGCACAUGAUUUCGAAUAGUGUGGAACAGAAUGCACAGUCAGGCGUGCAUAUUACUGUCGAAUCCUAUCAAUGUGGUAGGGGGAUGAGCACAGAGGGACCGCGCUGAAACAGUCUGUUCAGAUCCGCGCGUUAUGAGGGAUUUCGACUGGACCGGCACCAAGUUUAUCGAGAAGACAAUGACAGAAAACAAGGAAAAGUCUCCUGAAAUGGGUCAUCAGUACAUUGGGACGUACUCUGGUUUGACGAGGAUGUAUCCAAGUGAGAUUCUCCUAUGAUCUAUCUCCCUCUAAAUAUAACUAUUCAGGAAGACACUGGAAAGUGGAGCCUGCUCCGAUCACAAUUGACCUGUUCGACCCGAGAUUCCGGCCGUGGUUCGUGAAUGCCGAGUCCGUGCCCAAAGAUAUUGUCUUUCUUCUUGAUUAGUAAGUCAAUGGCUCGUUUUCUCCGGGACCUCUCGUUUUUCAGCUCCGGAAGUGUGAAAGGACCCACGAUGCAUCUCAUCAAGAUCACAAUAAUGUACAUUCUCUCCACGCUCAACCCGAACGACUACUUCUUCGGCGUCUACUUCAAUAACCACUUCAACCCGAUCAUCAGCUGUGCCAAUCGAACAUUCAUGCCUGCGACGACCAGCAACAAGAAAGUGUUCUUCGAGGAGUUGGGAAUGCUGGAAGAGAAAGACCAGGCGCACUUUUCGACCCCGUUGAAGUUUUCGUUGGAUGUUCUGCGUGGAGUGAGUUGCUUCCCUUACAAGGAACCCACAGAACCCCAUUCUCUUGCAGAACCUGGAUUCCAAUCAGUCAUUGUUCGCUGACUACCGAUCCGAAGGUCACAAACUGCUCAUAAUUUUCACGGACGGAGUUGAUGAGUGGCCCCAUCAGAUUCUGGAUGAAGAAUUUCAAACGAGGAACAGUGAACUGGUGAGUCUGGGUCAACAUUUUCUUAUAUUCACUGAACAUUAGAUUCGAAUCUUCGGAUACUCGAUGGGAUACGGUACUAGUCUACUGCCUCUCCAGCAGUAUAUGGCAUGUAAAUCCCAUGGAGGAUACUCAGGUACGCAGUCUUGUUUCAUCCACUAACAACCUUUUCAACUUUUCAGAAAUUGACUCAAUAAUGGAUGUGAAACCACAAUCUCGAAUGAUUCAGGACAAGCUGAGUAAAGUGAGAGGGGCGGAGUUGAAAGAAUCGCGGGCGGAGAGCAGACAUCCCAGUUGGACGCAGCUGUACAUGGAAGCCCAGGGCAUCGGACCUACAGUAACCCUCUCCCUUCCCAUUCUGACAAGUGAUCAGCGUGUUUGGAGAGAUCAGGCGUUAUCUGGAGUUGUCGGUACGAAUGAGAUGUUUGGCACAGAGUGCAACAAGUUUUUACAGCAAUUGAUAUUGCGAUCAAAGAGUUCACCAAGUUCCUACCCACUUCGAGUGAACAAAUGUACGCGUAUAUCGUCGACAACAACGGAAUGCUCAUCUACCAUCCACAACUUCAAAUCCCUGUAAGUAUCCGAUACUUUCCUAGAUAUAAAAAAGGAAAAAAAUUCAGAAAACGGAAGUGCAUUGCAUCCGUCGGAGUGCUUGUUAUGAUGCUCAACAAGUGAAACAAAGGCUGGAUCAGGACUGAGGGUGAGAUUUCGAGCAAAGUUGAAUAGUUGAGCAAAUGUUUCAGGUGCACUAUGGAUUCAGUGACGAGAGAGUUUAUCGGCUGGUUGGACUGAUUGACAGUAUUCCCACCUUGGAUAUGGUAUCCAUCGUAUACUGUAUCAUCUAAUUGACAACAUCUUUCAGUAUGACCUGGAAGGUGAUUCCACUGCGAUCAGGGACUUGAGAAGGCGGAUAACAACGAAGACGUGCUACGAAGAAGCCAUCAAAGAUGUGAGUUGGACCAGAAAAGAAAAGGACCACAUUUAAUUUCCAGGAAUCAAAAGAAUUUCACUGUGCUCACAUCAAGAACUCGCCGUUCACAAUUGUAAUUGUGAACAACGUGGAUCUGAAAACUGUUUAUUACGAUGAUAAUGUUCCGGAUCUAGGAGUGCCCGAUAACAAACUCGUCACUUUCUUCUACUCGCGGAGGGAUGUUUGUCAGUGGAAACUCGACGAUUACCAAGCAGCCGACCGUUUCGCCGUCUGGACGGACAUUUCCAACAAAGAAGAGUGCUCGUUGGACGACAUGAGACUGCCCCGAGCAUUCGCGAAAGGACUCACCAAAUGGGCGACGUCGUGGCCGAAAUCAGACAUCGACAUGGCCUGUCAUCACGUACAGUACCCCGAGAACGCCUCCGUUCCCCACUACGUGAACAGUUUCGUUCACACUCGCUCCAAAUUGACCGCAUUCUAUCCGACAUGGUAUCGUUCAGUCGUUUCAGUUCUUUUCUCAUAACGUUUUUUCCAGUUCAAGUCAAGAUAUGAAAACAGUGAACAAGAAGUUCGACGAAGAGAUCAAACUGACCAAUAACAAUGACUUUGUGCAGUUCUCGAUGCGCUCUGGCAGUCUGCUGAUCUACCGAACAAUUGCAGAUUAUGAGAACAACCGACUGGCAGUGGUGGGAACUCAAUGGAAAGAAAACUAUUUCGACCAGUACUUUGACAACUUUACGAAGAUGCACUCGGAUUGGAAAGUCUGCAAAAAGGUAUCGCACUCUUCCAUUUCACCGUUAAACAAAUGAAUCAUUGCAGCAAGAGUGUUCGAUAAUCACUCGAAACGGCCACGUCAUCGCUUCGUCGGCCACCCGAAUGCCAGCCCAUCUGGCUACUUUCGACCCUCAACUUUUCGAAUCCCUUGUCAAAGUGAAUUUGGUCUCCACAAAUUCCUGGGUAGAUGUUCAAUCCGAAUGCAAAGCGAAGAGGAUCGCCCCGUGGAGCAGCGCAGCCCCCGCUUCCAGCAGCAUCCUUCGUUACUUUGUCAAUUCUCUCUUCAACUUGGCGAAGACGUCCUUCUGGAAGAAUCUUUUCGAGUCCAUGGUCACACUGGUCGACGCACAACCCUCGAUGAGCGGGAAAACGUGCACUUUCCAGAAGAUCAAGCCUUUCGAACGAUGUUUCAUGAAGUUUUUCCACUACCGGAUGACUCUGAAUAUCACCAAACAGUUGCAAUUAACGGGAAUAUCUACGUGUUCCAGGUAACGAUAGCUCCUGAAAAGCGAGUUUGUUUCAACAAAAGUUUCAGAUAUGCCAAAUUGUAUCCCGUGCCAAACACAACCCUUUCACUUAUCAUCGCAGAUCGAGCAUGCAACCAGUAUAAACCGAAAAAGACCUACGAAGCGGAACCCAAAAAAUGUGAGUCAGAUUGUGCAGAAGUUUCAAUGAUCGUUACGAUUUCAGUGGAAAAGUGCGAGGUGGUUCAUUCGCAUGCUCGUCGAAAACCAGAUAGUCUCAACGACUGGAAGAUCGAAUUGCAGGUGGGGAUUUCCAGAUUACCUGAAGAUGAUCCGAGUGGUAUCAAAAGUUUCAGAACAAACACGUGGAUUGCGUCAAUGGCUCCUCCGUCCGGAACGCAUUCCUCUUUUCUCUGAUCUUUGUCGUCGCCGCUCGAAUUUUCAACUGA
Caenorhabditis sp. 36 PRJEB53466 is the source of this 8877-nucleotide messenger RNA. Lineage: Eukaryota; Metazoa; Nematoda; Chromadorea; Rhabditida; Rhabditidae. The record is from the annotation of a GenBank genome assembly.